This is a messenger RNA of Closterium sp. Yama58-4, 3660 nucleotides long. NCBI's taxonomy places the organism in Eukaryota, Viridiplantae, Streptophyta, Zygnematophyceae, Desmidiales, Closteriaceae. The record is from the annotation of a GenBank genome assembly.
AUGGAGGAGCGCGGAUCACAGAGGCACGCGAGUCGCACAUCGAGCACCAAAAGUGACUCAAGCAAGCGUUCUAUUAGAGGGCGCGACCACCACGAGGCGAGAGAGUCCUACGAGGAUGACUAUAGCGGGGGGACGCAUGGGGGAGGCAGGAAGGCAGGAGGGUCGAUUGGGGGAAGAAGGUCAGGAGCAGGGAGUUUAGGCGUUCCUGUGGUUGAUGAGGUGGGCGUUUACCUUAGCGGGUCAGGCAAUAGGGGGAACAGAGGUGGCCGGGGAGAGACCGAUCUGUCGCCAACAGAUUCCUCACCUGAACAUUCACCUGAACAUUCACCUGAGCGUUCUCCUGUCCGAUCCUCUCACCGAUCCCCGGACCGGCUGUCAGACCACUCUCCCAUCAGUUCCCCGGGCCAAUCAUCUCCCGUGCGCUCCUCUCACCAUUCCUCCAACCGGUCCCCGAACCUAACCCCGGACCAAACCCCGGAGCACUCGCCGAACCAGACGCCGGACAUGUCUCCAAGCUACAGAGGUCCUGGUAGGGUGGCUCUGCCUGCCGUCCGUCCCAGCAGCAGCCGCACUCCGUUGCGAACACCUGUGGAUUCACCUGAGAUUUCACCUGUGGGCUCCCCUCAAGGGUCGCUGUACCAAGCCUCGGUGCUCGGCUCGGGAGAGGACUACCCGUACCACCAAGGCUCGGAGGCGUCCGAACCUGGUCAGCAGGAAUGGCAGAUGGGUUCUGGUGGGGAGUCGUAUCAACCCCGUCAGCAACACUCCCACACGUCACCAUCAACUGCUGCAGCAGCAGGAAAGGCAGUGGGUGGUUAUGGUGGUAAACAUAUGAGUGGUAGCAGCGAAGGGGAGGAGUUUUCAGAAGGAGGAGGAGGAGGAGGAGGAGGAAGAGGAGGAGGAAGAGGAGGAAGAGGAGGAAGAGGAGGAGGAAGAGGAGGAGGAGGAGGAAGAGGAGGAGGAGGAGGAAGAGGGGAGGAAGGGGAAGGGGAGGAGGAGGAUGAUGUGUAUUACGAGUCCAAGGUGUUGGGAGAUGAGCCUAUCUCGCGACGACGAGUGGUGGAGCUGCUAGAUCAGAUGGACGCGUUCAUAGAGGAGGGGCCGCACUGCAAGCUGGACGAGUACCUGCCGGCCAUUGACCUGCUGCUCAGCGUGAGAGCACUGCUGCUGGAGGCUCGGGAUAAGGAGACCGGGCGGCGCGCGGACGGCAUGCUUCGGCGGGCAAUGGAGGACCUGGAGUACGAGUUCAGGGACAUUCUGUCACGACGGAGCCAACAAGCAUCCACGCGCUUCACUGUGGAUACACUCUCCCGCAUCUUCCACCGCAACUUCUACCCUCCUGCUGCCACCACCACUACCGCCGCCGCUGCAGCUGCCGCAACCAGCAGCGCCAGCACCAGCAGCAGCUCCCCUGAAAGCGGCGUCACAGGGGGGACCAGCGCCAGCAGCAGCAGGAACAGCACAGGGGGAGUGAGCGGUGGGGGAGGGGGCGGAGGGGGCGGAGGGGAAGGGGGUGGUGGCGGGGAGGGGAUGGGGGGGUUGGAUGAGGGGGAGUUGGAGGAUGCUGAUUCACUGCAUGUGCUGCCGGAAAUCGCCGCCCGGUGGUUGAACCAGACGGCUGCCAGGCUGGUGGCGGGAGGGGAGAGCGUGCGCUGCGUGGAGGCCUUCAGGUGGGCUCAGGUGGAUUCAGGUGGGCUCAGGUCGGUGCGGGUGGACAGCCUCAAGUCCAAGAUGGAGCGGCUGGAGAGCGAGCAGCUGUGGAUGGUGACGGCAGGGCAGAUCGCCUCUCCCACCUCUCUCCCCACCUCACUCACCCCACACGUGCAGGUCGGUGCGGGUGGACAGUCUCAAGGGGGCGUUGCAGCGGUUGGAGAGCGAGCGGCCGUGGAUGGUGACGGCAGGGCAGAUCGCAGACAUGCCAUGGGCGGAGCUGGAGCCGCUGAGCAAGCAGUGGACUCACGAUAUGUACAUUCUGAGCUGGAGCCGCUGAGCAAGCAGUGGACUCAGGAUAUGUACAUUCUGCCCCCUCCCUCCCCUUCCCCUCACUCCACUUCUCUCCCCUUUACUCCCCCUCCUCCCAUUCUUUCCCCUCUCCUCUGCUCAGGCUCGUCUGCUACUGGGCAUGGAGCGGAGGACAGCAGCGGCAGUGUGGCGAGGGAUGCAGGUCAGUCAGAGGAGUGGAGAGGGCCUGUGCACGAGCGGGGAGCACUGAGGGCUAUCCUGGAGGACAGCGGCAUGGGCAAGCGCAUAGCAGAGCACGCUUUGAUCCUCCGCGCCAUCAUCGCCCGCAACCUGCCCGAACAGCUCUUCUCGCUGCUCGAUGCCUUCCGGGCAGCCCAAGAGGUCAUGCCAGAGCUCUCAGCCACGUUCAAUCUGCUCAAGAUGGAGGCGGUGUGGCCGGCCUGCCAGCACCUCCCUCUCCUCAUCGCACGUGCAGUGGCCGACACCUUUGACCGCUUUAAAGCCCUCCUAGAGACCUCCACCAAGUCCGCCCAGGCCAUGGCUGCUGCUGCCCCGCCCCUCUCCUCCUCCUCCGCUUCCCCUUCCGCCUCUGCAGCUGGUAUUGCUGCUGUGGCUGCUGGGGAGGCAGCGGGGGGUGGAGUUGGGGAGGGAGGGGAGGGGGAGAAGAAGGCAUCGCUUGCAAAGUUGUUCAGAAUGCCGUUCCUGGGUCGCAAUGCUAGCACCACGUCAGCAUCGCCAGCAGCAGAGGAGAGCACGCAGGACGUCAUGCCACCUGGGGGUGUAGUUGACCCAAUCACCAGCUACGUGGCCAACUACAUCCGCAGCUACAUGCGCCGCGUGCCCUCCACCCACAACAGCUAUCUGGACGUGCUCGCAUCCCUCUUCCACCUGCUGGAGGAACAAGGCGCAGCGAGUGACGAGGAGGAGGAAGAGGAGGAUAGGGAUGGGGAGAAAGAAGGCGGCAGAGGGAGCAGCAGCAAGCCUAAGGGGGACGGGAAGGCAGGCGGGAAGGCGGCGGGUGGGAAGGCAGACGGUGGGAAGGCGGGGGAUGGGAAGUGGAAGCGAGGGGGAGGGCAGCAGCAGCACGCGGGGCGGAGUGCGGAGAGUGAGACGGCACACCUGCUCAGCGCGCUGGUGGUGAAUCUGGAGGCACGCGGUGGGCUGUACCGCGAGGAGGAGCUGCAGCACCUCUUUCUGAUGAACAACACGCACUACCUCGUGCAGUCCGCCGCUGACUGGUACCGCUGGCACGUGGACAGCCUGAACCACCCGCUCUCACAAGCCCGCAAGGAGGGCGCGAGGGACCUCACAGCAGCCAUGGCGGAUCUGAGGGACGGCCACAUUGUGCAGCUGCACGCCACGGCCUUCCAGAGCCGCGCGCUGGCUGCUGUCAUGGCAGCACUCACAGAUGAGCCUCCCCGAGGCACACCUGACUCUGUGAAGCUCAGACUCAACAGGUUGCGCCGAUUCAACACAGCGUUUGAGUCAUUGGUGGCGAGGCAGCGGCGGUGGUGCAUUCCCGAUGAGGAGCUGCGCAGGAAGACCCGCGCCAAGUGGUCCACGGUGCUGCGCGAGCGAUACCGCAAGAUGCUGCUGCCCUUCUGGGAUGACUUGACUUCAAGUAAGCUGUUUGUGUACACCCCCGAAAGCAUUGAGGCGACAAUUUCAGAGACAUUCUUUAUAGGCCCAAAUGCUUAA